AUGGAAGAAUGCAAGGAAGACCAGCUGGAUUAUGAGUCAGAAAAAAUGGAAAUCUUAAGGUUGGCCCAGUCAAAGAAGAACAUAACCCGUCUGAACGUGGACCUCGAAAAGGAUAUGCAGCGAAUAGAUGAAGCAAACCAGGAACUUCUUCUCAAAAUCCAAGAGAAAGAAAAUGAGAUACAGAGGCUGGAAAGUGAGGCCACCCAGACUGGAGACCCCACAGAAGAAGAGGAGUGGGAAAAGGAAAACUGUACCACGAUGGAAAGAGAAACAGCCUUGCAGGAGCUGGAGGAAGAAACAGCCAGACUUGAAAGGAAGAAUGAGACUCUGGUCCACAGUAUAACAGAACUUCAGAGAAAGCUUACAAGGAAAUCACACAAGAUAACCACGUGUGAACAAGGUGAUCCAGACAGAACCCCAGAAGAGUCAAAGGUUAAGCUACAAGAGCUGGAAAUUUCCUGUGCAGACCAAGCAAAGGAAUUGGUUAAGGUAAGGCAAGACUAUGUGUUUGUGGCCCAGCUCUGUGAAGAUCAAGCCCUCUGUAUAAAGAGGUACCAGGAAACUUUGAGGAAAAUAGAAGAAGAACUAGAGACUCGAUUCCUUGAGAGAGAAGUAUCAAAAGUUAUGAGCAUGGACUCUGUGAGAAAAACAUGUAACAGCCAAAAUAAUGAGGGCAUCAGCAGAUUAGAAACGGGGUCUGAGCGCCCAGCUGCAGCCACACCACCGCCCGCCCUCCCGCUGACAGGAAAGGAGACAGUAGUGGAAAGGGCCAAGCAGUAUCCAGCAGUGGCUAGCAGAAUUGUCCCCAAGCCCCUGAGGCUGCCCUUUUACACGACAACACCAGAGCCCAGAGUGGAAUCACCAAGCAUAAGCACUGCCUGCCUUACAGAGAGCCGGUGCCCUGAAGAGAACCUGUCCAGAGAUCUCUGGAUUUUUCGCUCUCUCUUUUUCACCACCCUGUUCUUCAUCAGACUGAUGGGAUACGUGAUCUUCCAUUUAAAUUUUGUAAAUCCGGACCUCCUAGUCAACAUGUUACCCAAGAUACUGAGUAGGGGCGUCUUGUGGAGGCUCCGGAGCUUGCUCUUCCCAUCACUCACCCUGGAGACAGAGGACAUGCUUCCCCACUGA
Messenger RNA from Castor canadensis (American beaver), 1128 nucleotides. NCBI's taxonomy places the organism in Eukaryota, Metazoa, Chordata, Mammalia, Rodentia, Castoridae. The record is from RefSeq and is a predicted model, not a curated record.